Messenger RNA from Acaulospora morrowiae, 352 nucleotides. The record is from the annotation of a GenBank genome assembly. NCBI's taxonomy places the organism in Eukaryota, Fungi, Glomeromycota, Glomeromycetes, Diversisporales, Acaulosporaceae.
AUGACACAAUACCUGGUUGAGGAAGGCUUUGCGGAACGUGGCAAAAUUGGAUGCACACAACCACGUCGUGUUGCGGCAAUGUCCGUCGCGAAACGUGUAGCUGAAGAAGUUGGUUGUCGUUUGGGAGAAGAGGUCGGGUAUACUAUUCGAUUUGAAGAUUGCACUAGUCCUAGUACGAAAAUUAAAUAUAUGACAGACGAAACCCUUAAAAAUCGGCCUGAGCUCAAAGUAAUUGUCACCUCCGCUACACUGAAUGCCGAAAAGUUUUCGGAAUACUUCUUUAAUUGUCCGAUUUUCAGUAUUCCAGGACGUAAAUUUCCGGUUGAGAUUCUUUAUACCAAGGAGCCCGAAA